Heteronotia binoei (common prickly gecko) is the source of this 1953-nucleotide messenger RNA. RefSeq names its product solute carrier organic anion transporter family member 2B1-like. The transcript has 14 exons. Gene Ontology annotation, molecular function: protein binding; bile acid transmembrane transporter activity. NCBI's taxonomy places the organism in Eukaryota, Metazoa, Chordata, Lepidosauria, Squamata, Gekkonidae. Gene Ontology annotation, cellular component: membrane. The record is from RefSeq and is a predicted model, not a curated record. Gene Ontology annotation, biological process: sodium-independent organic anion transport; transmembrane transport; bile acid and bile salt transport. The coding region runs from base 1 to 1953 and encodes 650 amino acids.
AUGGAUUCCAGUGUUUGCCCCUUUUCUUCCUUGCAGUUCUUCGUGGCAUGCCUGAGUCUUCUGCAACUCACACAGCUGAUGAUCUCUAGCUUAAUGAAGGCCUCCAUUUCGAGCAUCGAGAAGCGCUUCGGAUUCUCCCACCAGACGUCCGGAUUGGUGGGCUCCUUCAACGAGGUGGGGAACACGCUGCUGAUAAUCUUUGUGAGCUACUUCGGGAGCCGAGUCCACAGGCCCCGGGUGAUCGGCUGCGGGGCCAUGCUGGUCUCCGUCGCGGCCUUCAUCAUCGCCCUUCCUCAGUUCGUCCUGGGAAUCUACGAGUUCGAUCGCUCCGUUCCGGAAAAAUCCAACCUUACAGACGUCUGCCUCCCCGACCAGAAGACCAGGUCUAAGCCCCAGCAGUGCACUGUGCUAGGAGCAGAUGAAAGCCAGCUGGCUCUCUUCCUCCUGUUGCUCGGGCAGGGUCUGCUGGGCAUCGGCACCGUUCCCAUCCAGUCCUUCGGCAUCUCCUACAUCGACGAUUUCGCCAGCAGAAGGAACUCCCCCGUCUAUGUGGGAAUCAUCUACGCGGCAACCGCCAUUGGGCCUACGAUAGCGUUCCCCAUGAUGUCGUUCAUGUUACAAAUCUACGUUGACGCCAGCAAAGUCUCCAUAGUGGAAAUUCAGCUCACCACCAAAGAUCCCCGAUGGGUCGGCGCUUGGUGGCUGGGGUUCCUCUUUGCGUCUGCUCUGGCUGCCAUCUCAGCGAUACCUUAUUUCUUCUUCCCGAGAGAGCUGCCAAAAGAGAAAGAAGAUCCACUGAAGGUGAUUCAAGAACUAUGCGAGAGGGACCUGGUGGAUGAGCCUAGAGUGAAACUGGAAGAUCUCACUCUGCGGAACUUCAUCAAAAUGUUCCCGAAGGUCCUCACCAGGAAUUUCAAGAACCCCUUUCUCAUCAUGGCGAUGUUGACCAUCAUCAAUUACGUCGCCAUGGUUAUCAUCCUAGCCAACUUCCUGGCCAAAUUCUUGGAGGCUCAGUUUACUCUCGUGGCAUCGGACGCCAUAAUCAUCGCAGGUUCCAGCUUCCUCCCCAUGGUCACCCUGGGAAUCCUGCUUGGUGGCGUCAUCAUAAAGAAGUUCCAGUUGACCUUGCAGCAGAGUAGCCUCCUGUGCAUCGGCAGCAUGAGCCUUUGCCUCUUCUUCAGCUUCCCCCUCCUCUUCCUGGGCUGCUCAACCCACCCGGUGGCUGGCCUCGACUCUUCCAGAAGCGGUGGGCCGAUGAUCUUCGUCUUCGACUGCAACCGGAGAUGCAGCUGCUCUUCCAGCGCCUUCAACCCUGUCUGUGGCCAGAAUAAGAUUGAAUACAUCUCCCCUUGUUACGCUGGCUGCUCGGAUCUACAGUAUGAAGAGGGAACUAGGGUAGUCUCGAAUUACACCAAAUGUAGCUGCAUCGUUGUCAAAGCGGCCCUGGGGUCUGCCGUCCCGGGGAACUGCAGCAGAGAUUGUUCCACGCACCUGAUGCCUUUUCUGUUGUUCUGCUGCCUGGCUGGAUUCUUGGCGAGCCUCGCCUUCACGCCGACCUUCAUGUGCAUCCUCAGGAAUGUUAAGGCCGAAGACAAGUCUUUUGCCAUCGGGAUCCAGUACCUCUUCCUAAGACUUUGGGCCUUUGUGCCGACCCCGGUGCUCUACGGCAUCAUCGUCAACGCCACCUGCCUCUUGUGGGAGCGGAAAUGCCAGAGGAAAAUAGCCUGCAGGUACUACGACAACACCGCUUUCCGGUACAGCUUCAUCGGCAUUCAACUCGGGUAUCAAGUCUGCUCUUUUCUCUGCUUGGUGGUCAUCUACUACCUGUACCAGAAGGAGAACAAGUCCCAGGAAGAGCCGAUGGAAGAAAUCUACCUGGACGAAGUACCAGAGCAAAGGCCAGAAGCGCCGCAAGCGCAAGAAGAAACAGAAACGAGAGAAGCAACCGGCUGA